Molecule: messenger RNA, 2891 nt
Organism: Trifolium pratense (red clover)
Lineage: Eukaryota; Viridiplantae; Streptophyta; Magnoliopsida; Fabales; Fabaceae
Exons: 10
Coding region: 434-2587 (717 amino acids)
Biological process (GO): GPI anchor biosynthetic process
Cellular component (GO): membrane
Source: RefSeq, a predicted model, not a curated record
AAUGAACUUACAACUCCAAUGGUGCCAUGGUGGUUCCCUCCUCUUAUGGGGGUUUAAUUAACUGUGAAGAAGAUGAGGGUCUGAGUGUGGCGUUACAGAUUUAAGGUUAGUGAUUGCGUUAAUUUUUGUCAUUGAUUGUAUUUUAAUACUCUUUCAUCCAUUGGAUAUAUCAACGGGUUGAUAUAUGUAGUUGAGAUACAGCUGUCACACUAUUGAAGGAGAGGAUCCGUAUCCUUUUCCUUUUCCUUUUCCCUUAUAUCAAAAAAGAAAAGAAUGUUCGUCGUCCUUUGCUUGCACUCUCACUCAGCCUCGCACUGUCCGCUAUUCGCAAAUUCUCGCCUUUUCUGUGCUGUCAACCGUCGUUUCGCCGCCGCCAACUAACUCCACGGUGGGACUUCAUGAUCAGUAGUUUAGUUCACAUGAAGAUCAUAAGAUGAAGAUGAGAAAACAUUGCAGACUUUGGUGGCCAAGGCAGCUCACAUCAAACCAAGAAUCCUCUUCUAGUUUUUUAUUGGGGUGGUUUGUUACCUGCUCACCGUCAUCCCUUGACAUUGUUGUAGCCUUUACGUGCAGCGAAGUCUUGUUUUCUAGUUCUAGUCCUGGCAUCGAGGAGAUCAUUCAUGGUAUACACGGGGACAUGCCCACAAUUCUUAAGGAGAGGUCUGCGUUCUCUGUACUUGGUAUGUGUAUCACUGGAACUACUAGCAAUAGUUUGACAGCUGAAGCAGACGUUGAUAAAAAAAAGUUCUUUGAUUGUGGCAAUGCAUGGGCAGAGGGUAGUAUAAGUGUACACAGACAGAAUAACUGUAAGAGUUGCAGUUUCCUCCAAUUAGAUGGAUCAUUGAGGAAAAGUAGCCAAUCUUUUAUUGGAAAAAGUAAUUGGGUCGUGCUGAUGCUUGAUUCUUCCGAACAGAAUGAUGUAGGCAUUUACAGGCUUCCUAAAUUGCACCACAUUCAUUGCAAUGGACUAACUCUGUCAGAUUAUGAUGUUCACGUAAUAGUUUAUGAAAGGCCUUCUUAUGGCGCUCAUCAUUUCUCAUUGUGUCAUUUUGGUUCGAAUGAGCAAGCGAAAACUCCUAUUAAGAAUCCUAAGUGGAUUGAUGAGCUUCAUGAAAAGAAGAAAUUCAUUGAUUUGGAUACAGUUAUUCUGGCAAUUAAUUGCACAUCUGCUGCCAAAAGAAUCUUUGAAAGACAUGUGGUCCCAAGAUCCUUGAGCCAACUCUCACUAUUUUCAAUGUUUUUUGUUAUCAUAGGGCAUCUAUUUGGCAAGUUUUUGGCUUUGUUCUCCACUGUGUUCUAUAUUGUUCUUCAGUUUUUCCAAACACAUUUUAACCAUGAAUCAGAAUCAUGGUUGUAUGUGACAUCAGUAAAUGUAUUCAAGAAGACUGCAUGGAUAAAUAUCCGAAUCCGUUGUUGUCAGAUAUUAUAUUGGCCAAUUUUUCUUCAGGAGAACGACCUCAGGUCACAAUCAUGUGUUGAAUAUGCAGAGAAAGCUGCAAUGCAUAGGCAUUCUAUGUGGUCAUCUUUGGUUGUUGAUAUUUUCCUGGGAAACUUGGUUGGCUGGUCACUGUUAUACCAUGAAGAAUCAAUUUGUUUGUCGAGUUUGAACUUUAUCCAUUGGUUUGCCACUUUUUUGCGUUCUGGGUGUGUUUGGUUAAUGGGAAACCCUGCAGGCUUCAAAUUGAAUGCCGAGCUGGCAGGUGUACUUGGUAUGCUUUCGUUGAAUGCAAUCCAAGUAUGGUCAACACUCUGGAUCUUUGUGGGUUUCAUCUUCAAUUAUAUUAUUCGAGGCCUUUCUCUAUUAGGAAUUCUUUGUGGAUUCACUGUACCUGCUUCUUUGAUUGUAGACAUGAUUGCUUUGGGAACCUUACAUGUUUCUACUCUUCAUUGGUUUAUUUCAAUUGUAUAUUCAUCACAAAUACAGACACUAGCAGCUUUGUGGCGGCUUUUCAGGGGUCGGAAGUUGAAUCCUCUUCGCCAGAGGUUGGAUAGCUUUGACUACACUGUGAAGCAACAUAUUGUUGGAUCUCUUUUAUUUACACCACUUCUACUUCUGUUACCAACUACUUCCGUUUUCUACAUAUUCUUUAGUAUCGUUGACACAACCAUUAACCUUAUCUGCAUACUCAUUGAAGUUACUAUUUCGGUAAUUCAUGCUACACCUUAUAUCAAGAUAUUUCUUUGGUUGACGAGACCAGAAAGAUUCCCUUGUGGAAUAUGGCUUGAAACUUUCGGCUGUCAGAGUAAUCAUACUGCUUCUACAAAUCGGGAUUUUGCUAAUGAAAUAAACUCAUCUAAGGAAUCAUUGCAUCUAAAGGAUUUCAAUAGAGAAAAAUCUAGUAUUCUGGUUUCAAUUCUCCACAGCAACUAUUUGAGCAUAGGAAAAGUUAUCUCGCCUCACUACAGAAAUGCAUUUUCGGGAGUUUCUGGGUCAUCCAUCUCCAAAGUCGCGCAUGGAAUUCUCAUUGGGCAAAGAAUGCCAUAUAUGCGUGGAACUCUUCUUCCUUCACCAAUGCCAUGGAUGUCCCUACCCUACAAAAAGUAUUGGCGCCUUUGUCACGAUUCACUUAUUGCCUGCUUCAGAUGAUAGUGGCUUUAACUCGGAUUUUUCUUUUGGUUGAGUACAAUUAGGCAUUAGUUCUGGGAUUUAAUUCCCACAGAUAUCAUCCAACUUGUUUUCUCUAGUGUUGGGGGCUUUUACUCUUUUCAAUGGGUAAUAUUGAGAUUUCUUCAUAAUAGUAGUAGCAUGCUUUUCUUGGGGGCUUUUUCCCCAUUCAUUAGAAAAGUAGCAUUUUUAUUUUACAGAAAAAAGUAACAUUUUUUGUAGAUGUAUUAUCUAACUCAUGCUUGAGCAUAUACGUAUCACUAUCCAUAGUUUUUUUUGGUCUUGA